CAGGUGGGGCUGCGUGGUGGUGGACGAAGUUCAUCAGGCCAAGAACCCCAAGGGCCAGCUGCAUAAGGCCAUUGUUGCCCUUCACAGCGACCGCAAGCUGGGCCUCACAGGCACCCCUCUGCAGAACAGCCUCAGCGAUGUUUGGACGCUGCUGCGCACCGUGGAUGCUCAUGAGGGAUGGGAUCUCGGCACCUUUGAGAGCCGCUUCAGCCGCCCCAUCUUGAAGGGCCAGAAGCGCAAGGCUUCCGCCAAGGACUUGGCUGUCCGCGAGGACGCGCUGAAGGAGUUCCAAGAGCUCUUGGCACGCAAUUGCUUGAGGAGGACCAAGGAUGACGUCGCCCUCAUGCUUCCAGGCAAAAACGAUCGUGUUGUGCCUUGCCCGCUGAGCCCCGUGCAGCGGGCUGCCUACCAAAACCUCCUGGAGAGCCCGGACUUCCAGAUUGCUCUCGGCAAGCGCGAGCUUUGUGUUUGCGGCGCUGGAAGGCCUUGCUUCUGCGGCUCUGGCCCCGUGUGGCGGUACCUGCACCGCCGGCAGGCUGAGAGCAAGGGCUUGGAGGACGAGUGGGCUGCGGCAGAUGAGUGCUCAUGCCGGGGGAGGAAGUCGCCCAAGUGCAUGGCCCUCUCGCUGAUCGUGAUGCUUCAGCGGCUUUGCAAUCACUUGGAGCAGCUGAAGCCGGACCCGCAGCCACCGAAGGACGAUGCAGAGGCACAGCAGCAGGAGCUCAUGCGGGAGCUCUGCGAGGUUGCCUUCCGCGGCAUUGAUCACAACCUCUGCACCCAGCGCCGGGUCGCCAACCGCUUGCAGCUUGGCGACCCGGAUGCCUGUGGCAAGAUGCAGGUUCUCCUGCCGCUUUUGCGGCACUGGCGCCGGAGAUCUCAGAAGGUUCUGGUGUUCUCCAGGUCCACGAGGCUGCUGGACAUCCUGGAGGCUUGCCUCUGGCAACAGGGGUGGUCGCCCCAGGUGUUGCGCUUGGAUGGCACUACUGCGGUGGGUCAGCGCCAGCGUUUGGUGGAUGAGUUCAACACGUCUUCGACCCGCGCAAUCUUCUUGAUUUCCACCCGUGCUGGCGGCGUGGGCUUGAACCUCACGGCUGCAUCGGUGGUGGUGAUCUUUGACCCGGACUGGAACCCCUUCUCGGACCUCCAAGCCCAGGAUCGGUCCUUCCGAAUCGGUCAGACACGGGUCGUGGAGGUCUACCGACUGCUUGGCGCAGGCACCAUCGAGGAGCAGGUCUACAUGCGGCAGAUCUGGAAGCAGCAGCUCGCGGCCGCCGCGCUGGAUGGCACGCGCAGUGCCCGGCGCUUGGACGACAAGUCCUUCGGCCUGGGGAGCUUGUUCGAGCUCCACGAGGGCUCCAUGCUGCCCGCCCUGAUGGCAGAGGCCUUCAAAAAGUCGGCUCAGGAGUCCAUGGAGGGCGGUGUGCGUGUCUUCAACGACCUCCGCGGCGGCGCGCCGGCACCGGGAGCGUUGUGGCGUCCUGAGGAGGAGGCGGAGCCAGAGGAGGCCAAUAACGCACAGGAGCUUGAGGAGCUCCACGGCAUGUUUGACCAAGUGGAUCACUCCAAAGUCGUGCGAAAUGACACCCAGGAAAACCUUUUGCUGGCUGAUUUGGACGACAUAGAGAACGCACCGGAGUGA
Molecule: messenger RNA, 1639 nt
Organism: Effrenium voratum
Lineage: Eukaryota; Dinophyceae; Suessiales; Symbiodiniaceae
Source: the annotation of a GenBank genome assembly